AUGACUAACAGAACAGCAUUCAACAUUGGCAUUAGUAUAGGUGUCCCCUGUAAAGGCUACGAAGAUGGCUGCCAAAGCCUCACGUACCAGGACAUGUGCCACGUGAAACUCAAAACAGAGACCCCAGUUACAAGAGAGCAUGCUGUCCUGAAAGUACCUAUCUUCACAGUACCUCUCUCUACAGUACCACUCUCAACAAUACCUCUCUACAGUUCCGCUCUCCACAUCAGUGUACCUCUCUGCACAGUACCUCUCCCCACAGUACCUCUCUCCACAUUAACUAUCUCCACAGUACCUCUCCACAUACCCCUCUCACCAGUUCCUCUCUCCCCAGUACCUCUCUUCACAGUACCUCUCUCUAUAGUACCUCUUUCCACAGUAGCUCUCUCAACAGUACCUCUCUCCACAGAACCUCUAUACACAGUACCCCUAUCCACAGUACCUCUCUUCACAGUACCUCUCUCUUCAGUACCUCUCUCCACACUACACCUCUGCGCAGUACCCCUCUACACAGUUCCUCUAUCCACAGUACCUCUUUCCACAGUACCUCUCUCCACGAUAUCUCUCCAUAGUACCUCUAUCCAAAGUACCUCUUUCCACUGUGCAUCUCUCCAUAGUUUCUACCUCUCCACAAUACCUCUCUCCACAGUACCUCUCCACAAUUCCUCUCUCCACAGUACCUCACUCAAGAGUUAA
Molecule: messenger RNA, 696 nt
Organism: Dreissena polymorpha
Lineage: Eukaryota; Metazoa; Mollusca; Bivalvia; Myida; Dreissenidae
Product: mucin-17-like
Exons: 4
Coding region: 1-696 (231 amino acids)
Source: RefSeq, a predicted model, not a curated record